Messenger RNA from Camellia sinensis, 1834 nucleotides. RefSeq lists its product as uncharacterized. Gene Ontology annotation, cellular component: nucleoplasm. The record is from RefSeq and is a predicted model, not a curated record. Gene Ontology annotation, molecular function: histone binding. NCBI's taxonomy places the organism in Eukaryota, Viridiplantae, Streptophyta, Magnoliopsida, Ericales, Theaceae. Gene Ontology annotation, biological process: CENP-A containing chromatin assembly; DNA replication-dependent chromatin assembly.
UUAGCCCAAACACCCCCGAGAAUCAAGCAAACCAUUUCACGUACUACUGGUGUGUGUUUUAAUUUUCACUCCGAUUGAGUUCAUCAAUGGCCGACGAAGCUCCGAAUUCAGAAACCCCACCACAAAAUGCCGAACAAGCUUCGGUCGAAGCAACCAUCGAAUGGAACGCUGAGGGAGGCACAGAGUCUUCUUGCGACAACAUCAAUCUCCAAACUUCCACUCUCACCACCUCUGACGGGGACCGCGAGAAAUCGUUGGAGUACGCGGACGAGUUGAUGGAGAGAGGCUCGAAGGCUUCCAAGGACCACGAUUACAGCGAGGCCACCGACUGUUACAGCCGUUCCCUAGAAAUCAGGGCUGCUCAUUAUGGGGAACUUGCUCCUGAAUGUGUUAACUCAUAUUAUAAGUACGGGUGUGCACUACUGUACAAAGCUCAAGAAGAGGCUGAUCCAUUGGGUGCUGUGCCAAAGAAAGAGGGUGAAUCUCAACAGUUCUCUGAUAAAGAUGGAUCUGUUAAAAAUGCAGUAAUUGGUGAAUCAUCUUCGGCUUCUGUUUCUGGUAAUGUUGAACUAGAAGGGAGUUCAAAGCCUCAGGAAGGAGCUGCUGAUGAUGUUUCUGGCGGGAAGGAUCAGGAAGAAAAUGAUGAGGAAAGUGAUACUGAGGACCUGCCUGAGGGAGAUGAGGACGAAUCCGACCUGGAUUUGGCAUGGAAAAUGCUGGAUGUUGCAAGGGCAAUUGUUGAAAAACACUCAGGUGACACAAUGGAGAAGGUGGACAUAUUGUCAGCCUUGGCCGAAGUUGCUCUGGAAAGAGAGGAUGUUGAAACUUCCCUCAGUGAUUACCUGAAAGCACUAGCUAUUUUGGAACGCCUGGUCGAACCAGACAGUCGGUAUAUAGCUGAACUAAAUUUUAGGAUAUGUUUGUGUUUGGAGAUUGGGUCAAAAGCUGAGGAAGCCAUUCCAUAUUGCCAAAAGGCUCUAUCAAUUUGCAAGUCUAGAGUGCAGCGGCUUAUGAAUGAAUCAAAGAUUUUGUCAGAAUCAACAGCGACAUCUAUUGUUUCAGAAUUGGACCAAACAGUCCAACUCUCUUCAAAUGGUUCCCAGUCUAAUGAUUCUGUUACAGAUAAAGAGGCAGAGAUUGAAACACUCACUGGCCUAUCUGAUGAGCUGGAAAAGAAGCUUGAAGAUCUCCAGCAGCUUGUUUCGAACCCAACAUCUAUCCUCUCUGAUAUCCUGGGGAUGAUUUCUGCCAAAGCAAGAGGAACCAAUAAAAAUGCCCCUUCAGUUAUGAGUACUUCAAAUCUGGGCGUUGCUAGCAGCAGUGGAGAUCUCAAUUCUCCUACUGUUUCCACUGCUCACACAAAUGGGGCUGCUGCUGGAGUAACACAUCUUGGCGUGGUGGGAAGAGGGGUCAAACGAGUGUCGAUGAGCUCGGCAGGUGCAGCGGAAUCGGCAGGUACAGCAGAAUCAAGCCCGAUGAAAAAACCUGGACUAGAUCCAACACCAGAUAAAGGUGAUGGCAAGGGCUGUUGAAUGUUUUUCAUUCCAGGGAUCUGUGCUUCGAUGCUUCCUAGGAUAAACCGUUGCACAUUUUGAGGCCACAACUCUUCCUUCGAUGCUGAUUUUUUUUCUUCCCUUUUAGUAGUUGUUUGUAUUUGAGAUCUUUAUGAUAGUUCUUUUGUACUAGGACUACUGGCGGACUGAUGCUAUGUAAGGGGAAAAAUUAAAGACAUUUAAUUUAAGUUAUAUUGAGUCUGUUUUGGGGUAUGAAUUUGGACAAGGAAAGAAAAAAUGUGUGUGAAAUAUAAGUGAAAUGUAAUUAUAAUUUGGCAUCA